AAUUGGUCUACAAAAAAUUCACAAAAAGAAUCUUAAAAUCUCCAUACAUUUUAAGCCUCUAUAACAGCAGAGCAUACAUUAACAACCACAUACAUAUAUAGGAAAGAUACGCUUCAACAAUGCUCACGUACCAACUGCUACAUUUGAAUAUACCAAGCAAGGUAACGAGUCUUCUUCGUGGUCUUAUUUUGAGUGCCGUAAUCAGCUUACUACAGUCUCAUGAACAACCACCGUCAAAUUGGUAUCACAGACAUUACGGUAACAAUAUAAACGAAUCAAAAUUGAUCAAUAUCAUUAAUCUGGUGAGUAAUAAAACAUUGAAUUCCUUCGAGCAAAGUCAACGUUUUCAAAGUCAAGAAGUAUCGGAUAUGACACCACGACACAAUGAGGAAUUCGAUUUCAUAGUAAUUGGUGCCGGCACGGCCGGCGCUACAAUAGCUGCAAGGCUAAGCGAAAUUUCUGAAUACAGAGUAUUGCUGAUUGAAGCUGGACCUCACGAAGAAUUUUACAUGGACAUUCCUGCAUUAGCACCGAUGCUAUCUUCGGACAGUAACAUCAAUUGGAAGUACAAAACUAAGCCUUCCAACAAAUACUGUCUUGGUAUGAAAGGUAACAGUUGUAUUUACCCAGCGGGAAAAGUAAUCGGUGGCAGUAGCGUGCUAAAUUACAUGGCAGCUACUAGAGGCAAUGCUGAAGAUUAUGAUGGUUGGGCCGAGAUGGGAAACGAGGGCUGGGCAUACGAGGAUAUUCUCAAGUAUUUUAUAAAGAUGGAAGCAAUGGAUAUUUCGGAGCUAAAGUCGGAUACUUACUAUCAUGGUACUAAUGGACCAGUACAUAUCAAUUAUGCAUCACCUUAUACCCCGUUGGCAGAGGCUUUUCUAGAAGCUGGCAAGGAACUAGGAUAUUCACUAGUAGAUUACAACGGAAAAAAUCAAAUAGGAUUCUCAUAUCUGCAGUUCACAAUCAUGAACGGUACUCGCAUGAGUAGCAAUAGGGCGUACUUGCAUCCAAUACACGAUCGCAAGAAUCUUUAUGUAACUCUUGAGAGUACGGCGACAAAACUAUUGAUCGAUUCUAGAACAAAACGAGCAAUCGGCGUAGAGUUUGUUAAGCAUAAUCAAACUACACGUGUGUUUGCGAGUAAAGAGGUUAUUCUGUGCGCAGGUGCGAUCAAGUCGCCUCAAUUGUUGAUGUUGUCAGGUAUUGGACCAGCAAAUCAUCUUUGCGAACUCGGCAUAAACGUCAUUCAAAACGCACCAGUCGGUAAAAAUCUCAUGGACCAUGCAACUUUCUAUGGAUUAACAUGGACAUCAAAUGCAUCAAUGAAUUCACAAUUUUCCGAAUUAUUCAAUUUGAUUAAUCCACAUGUAACGGAUUGUCUUACAAAGACGGAUUGUCUUAUACCGUUAACAAGUAGAGCCGAAGCCCUUGGUUUUAUCAACACAAAACAAUCAAAAAAACGUAACGGUCUACCGGACAUCGAAUUAAUAUUUGCUAGUGGUCCACUGAUAGAAGAUUUUAUUCUUUCAAGAUUAUUAGAUUAUAAAGACCCAUUACGUCAAGAAAGAAAAUAUUGUGACGGGCAUGAUUGGUUCCUUGCGCCAAUAUUAUUAAAACCAAAAAGCCGUGGCCAGCUAACGUUAUUAGCUAAUGACAUUAAUGUUAAGCCAAAUAUUGUACCAAAUUAUUUCAGUAAUCCUGAUGAUGUCAAAACUAUGAUCGCGGGUAUUAGAACUGCAUUAAGUAUUGGUCGUACAAGUGCGAUGCAGACAUUUGAUUCUAAGUUGUCAAAUUAUACUUAUACUGAAUGCAAUGACUACGAAUAUGACUCUGAUGCUUAUUGGGAAUGCGCGUUAAGGAUCACGACUUCCACGAUUUUUCAUUAUUCUGGAACUUGCAAAAUGGGAGCAAGAGGAGAUCCUACUGCUGUCGUCGAUCCUAAAUUAAAGGUGAUUGGUAUUCGAGGAUUACGAGUGGCAGAUGCAUCCAUUAUGCCUGACAUUGUAUCGGCGCAUCCAAAUGUACCUAUUUAUAUGAUCGCUGAAAAAGCUGCGGAUAUGAUCAAAGAAAAAUGGAAAAAUUUGGGGAAAUCAUGCUAAAGAUAUAUUUUGCAAAGUCAUUGCAUUUUACAGCUUCUAUUGUCAUGUUAUUUAAGCUCAGUCCCACCAAUGUAAAAUUAAUUUUAAUCUCGGUUCAAUUAAGAAUUAGAAAAAGAUAAACAGUAUGUUAAACUGAAAUUAAAGGCUGAUAUUCAUAGUGGAUUCUUAUAUUUAAGACUGUCUUAAAUGUAGUUUUAAAAUGUCAUAAGC
Messenger RNA from Trachymyrmex cornetzi, 2309 nucleotides. Its product is annotated as glucose dehydrogenase [FAD, quinone]. NCBI's taxonomy places the organism in Eukaryota, Metazoa, Arthropoda, Insecta, Hymenoptera, Formicidae. The record is from RefSeq and is a predicted model, not a curated record. Bases 120 to 2099 code for a protein of 659 amino acids. The transcript is spliced from 3 exons. Gene Ontology annotation, molecular function: oxidoreductase activity, acting on CH-OH group of donors; flavin adenine dinucleotide binding.